Protobothrops mucrosquamatus (brown spotted pit viper) is the source of this 3871-nucleotide messenger RNA. It is a transcript of the gene DDX59, whose product is annotated as DEAD-box helicase 59. The coding region runs from base 248 to 2098 and encodes 616 amino acids. Gene Ontology annotation, molecular function: RNA helicase activity; ATP binding; nucleic acid binding. Lineage: Eukaryota; Metazoa; Chordata; Lepidosauria; Squamata; Viperidae. The record is from RefSeq and is a predicted model, not a curated record. The transcript is spliced from 8 exons.
GGGGUAGGGUGAUUGAGGAAGGCUGAAUCGCUUCCCACGGGAAACCGGGUCUGUCGGUCGCUGUUGUUGCAAAUCGCCGCCUUUUGCUUGCAUGCUGCCUUUUUGCAUUGGACCGCCACUUAUCCUUUCGGGUCGAGAUAUUUAUCUGUCUGCGGGGAUGUGCAGCUAGAGAGUAUCGGAUCCUAUGGAAGAAUCGCUUGAGAUACAUUGAUCACAGAUCUAUGGGCUGAUUUGCAGUUCUUGAAGAAUGUUUGUUCCGAGAUCUCUCAAAGUCAAGAGGAAUGUGAUUGAUGAGGAGUGCUGUGUCGCUAAGAAAAACAAACCCUCCCCCAAUGAAUUUGCAUCUGAAAACUCUACAGAACCCAAAGAGUCCAACAAAGUAGAUGCAGCAACUGUUGAGACUGACUCAUUGAAAUCAGUAGAAGGAGACACUGCACCACAGACAUUUUUAGAUUCAACUCUGGCCCUUUCUGAAUCAGAGUCAGAAAACAAUGAGGACUCUUGUGAUGCAGAAGAACCCAUAAAAUCUUUCAGUAAAAUUCAGCGCUGGCCACAAUCCGGGGAACCUGUAUGUGUGGUCUGUGGUCGGUAUGGGGAGUACAUCUGUGACAAGACUGAUGAAGAUGUAUGUAGUUUGGAAUGUAAAGCCAAGCACCUUCUACAAUUCAAAGGGGAGGAGGAAAGCUUAAAGCCUACUAAGAGUGAACAAGCCAUUUCUCAGCCUGGUGUUGCUUAUGUGUAUGAAGAGAAUGAAUUCCUGUUAAGCCUUGAGGAUGAGCAGAUCGAAAGUUUAAAACAGCAGCUUGGCAUAGCUGUUGAAGGGCAAGGAGUUGCAAGACCCAUUGUUGAGUUUGAACAUUGUGGCUUCCCAGAAAUUCUCAGCAGCAAUCUAAAAAAAACAGGCUAUGAAGUCCCAACCCCUGUCCAGAUGCAGAUGAUUCCAGUUGGGUUACAGGGCAGGGAUAUUUUGGCAACCGCUGACACCGGCUCAGGAAAAACUGCAGCUUUCCUCCUUCCUGUUAUAAUUAAAGCUUCCGAAGAGACAGAGACUUUGUCUGCUCUUAUUCUGACACCAACAAGAGAAUUAGCUAUACAGAUAGAGAAGCAAGCUAAAGAGCUCAUGAUUGGUCUACCAAAUAUGAGAACCGUUCUUCUGGUUGGAGGAUUGCCUUUACCACCCCAGCUUCAUCGGCUGAAGCAAAACGUUAAGGUGAUCAUAGCUACACCUGGAAGGCUCCGAGAAAUUUUAAAGCAAUCCUCUAUUCAACUUCAUAAUAUUAAAAUUGCUGUUGUUGAUGAGGUUGACACCAUGCUAAAGAUGGGCUUCCAGCAGCAGGUGUUAGAAAUUUUGGAAAAUAUUCCCAAUGAUCAUCAAACCAUCUUGGUGUCAGCCACAGUGCCUUUAAGCAUUGAACAGCUGGCAAGCCGACUUCUGCAGAAUCCAGUGAAAAUAACAGUUGGAGAAAAGAAUCUGCCAUGCUCCAAUGUUCGCCAGAUUAUUUUGUGGAUAGAAGAGCCUUCCAAAAAGAAAAAGCUUUUUGAAAUAUUAAACGAUAAGAAACUCUUUAAGCCUCCAAUACUGGUAUUUGUGGAAUGUAAGUUGGGUGCUGAUCUUCUGAGUAAUGCUGUUCAUAAAAUCACAGGUUUACAGACAACCUCGAUGCAUGCUGAGAAAUCACAGUCAGAAAGAACUGCAAUUUUACAGGGAUUAUUGCAAGGGGAAUAUGAAGUUAUAGUAAGCACUGGAGUCCUUGGGCGUGGACUUGACCUUGUCAAUAUUAAGCUGGUUGUGAAUUUUGACAUGCCAUCUAGCAUGGAUGAAUAUGUGCACCAGGUUGGAAGAGCAGGUCGGCUGGGUCACAAUGGAACUGCAAUUACAUUUAUUAAUAAUAACAGCAAGAAACUUUUCUGGGAUGUGGUAAAGCGAGUUAAACCAACUGGCACCAUUCUCCCACCUCAGUUAUUAAAUUCUCCAUAUUUACAUGACCAAAAGCGGAAAGAACAGCUGAGGAGCAAAGAAUAUCCGAAUGAUCUUGUAACUGGGGACAAUCUUAUGGACAUUAUUAGAAAACACGAUAAAAGUACUUCUCAAAAGUAACAAGCUAAAUUUAAAAACAUAAUUUGUUUAUGUUAACUUGUUUUAUAUGCAAAAUUUCAAUCCAUUUCUAUGGAUGUGCUUCAAUAAAAUAUAAGUUUGUAGCCUCAUUAAUUCAAAUGAGAGCUAAGCGAGGUAUUAAAUUUAUUUUUUUUUCAUUUAAACUGAUGCUUAAUUUUGGUGAGAGCUGAUAGUUUAUACAUCUCCAUGCUUAUGAGAUAUAAAGAGUGCCAAGAUAAUGACUUAUCCUGGAUCAUUUUAUACAGUAUUUCAUUAAGGGCUUAGAUCUCAGGUUAAAUGGCAAAAUACAUAUGUAUUUUCAAUGGCUGGGUUUAGUGCAAUUUAUGUAGAGAAAUGGGGAAUCAGGAAAUCUCAUUCACUGUUAUCAAAUAUUACAGCAUUCCACAUAUGCAUUAUUUAGUAGCGAUUAAUCUGAGGGAUAAAGGUAUUUAAAUAGUCAUGAACUAAUUUAAGAUGUGCCUGAUGAACUGAAAUGCUUUGUGCAAAAUAAGCAAUUCUGAAUUUGUUUCUUGAAGUGGCUGGUUUUAUAGCAUGGAAAAGCAAAAGAAUGUAAGAAGCACAGAGAGUAACUUCAGUAUGGAUUAAAAUGAAGGCUGUGCUAGUCUUAAACUUAUUUAAAAUGUACAUUUAAGUUCAAAUUCAAAAGAUGUUGAGACAAACAACUGGUCAAAUACUUCUGAAAUAUAUUAUUUAUUCAGCUGUACCUAUUAGCAAAGAUUAAAUGUUGUAUGAGGGGGGGUUAAUCUUGUUUUCUUACAAGUAAUUAUUUCCAGUCCUAGUUCAGACUGAUAGUUAAUUGGGCAAAUAAAUUCAAUUCACGUGUGUCAGAUUUUUUGCCUGGACGGGAAUCCAAAAUUGAAAAAGGGCAAAAAGAUCUUGAAUCUGGGAUGGUUAUCUAUUCAACUCAGUAGUCAGAAAUCUCUAGAAUGAGUAAUUGUACCUUUUGAGUAUCUCGUUUUGAAAUUAAAACAUGAAAAGAUCAUUGGCUACCUGGCUGCACAGUAAUACAUGUGUAUAGAAGAACUUCAGCAGAAUACAAAUUUAAUAUGCAAGUAGUGUGAGCUUCAGUUUUGGGCAUCAUUAAUUAACGGGCAGAUCAAGAAGAGAUUUCUACCUACCAGAUCUUUCAGCCAGUAGUGAGUAUUGAGCUAGAUCAGAUCUUCCCAGUCUGGGUACUUUCAAGAUAGGUGGAUAUUAAUUCCUCAGGUUUUCGGCAGUAUUCAUGUUGGCUAGGAAUUCUGGGAAUUAUAUCUGCACAUUUUUUUAUUUAAUGCAAAUAUUUAUAUGCUUGCAUGAAUCUAUAGAGGGGAAUUGAGUUGAGUUGGGAAAAGCUGGAUGAGAGUGACCCAACAAUUUACCUCAGUAUAAAACAGCUUGGAAUAAAUAUUAAUGAUUGCAGUGGAGGUAGAGUGGAUUUCAAAAGGAAAAAGAAAUACAAUUCUUGAACUUGAGAUACAUUGAUUGAAUUGUGCAAUCAAAUUGGUGUCAACUCUUACAGAACACAUAGAUAGACCAGUUCCAGCCUGUCCCUCAGGUCUUCCAAUGUGCUGUAGCUGAGUCCACUUUGUUGUUAUUCAUUAUUUUCUUCUCUUUCAUUUCAUCUAUCAAACAUUAUAGACUUCUCAAGAUAUGAUAUCUAUUUACCUACCUACCCUACCUACUGUCAACUGACAUGAAAUGUCUAUAAAACCCAUGUUAUAAAGCUGUAUGAGUUUUUAAUUGUCAUAACUUUUUUAUUUCUAGAAGAAAAAUGGC